Molecule: messenger RNA, 704 nt
Organism: Camellia sinensis
Lineage: Eukaryota; Viridiplantae; Streptophyta; Magnoliopsida; Ericales; Theaceae
Product: bifunctional adenosine 5'-phosphosulfate phosphorylase/adenylylsulfatase HINT4
Molecular function (GO): catalytic activity
Source: RefSeq, a predicted model, not a curated record
GUAUUUUUGUGUAGUUGAUGUUGGCAAGUAAUCGGAAAGCUGAAUGAUCUGUGAGGUGAAGAAGGGAGGGGAAAUGGCGGGUGGAGCAUCACCGUCUUGCAUCUUCUGUCAAAUCGCCAGCUCUACCACUCUUCUCCACUCAGAUGAGAAGGCUGUUGCUUUUCAAGACAUCAAUCCUUCAGCACUCAGGCAUUAUUUAGUAGUUCCUGUGGAGCACAUUCCAACAGUCAAAGACCUCCAGAGAAGAACCGAAGACCAUUCUUUGGUGAGUCACAUGUUAAAUGUAGGGCAGAAUCUGUUGCACAGAGAUGCACCCCAGUCCAAGCACAGAUUUGGAUUUCAUCAACCUCCUUUGAACAGUGUUAACCAUCUCCAUCUCCACUGUUUUGCACUUCCCUAUACACCAAGAUGGAAACAUAUAAAAUACAUGUCUUUGGGAUGUCUGGGUGGAUUUAUUGAAGCCGAGAAGUUGUUGGAAAGGAUAAAGCCAUUUUCUUCUAUUCCAUCAAAAGUGUGACUUUAUUCACCGUUCCUCUGUGUAUUGGAUUGUAUUUAAUCUCAUUUCACAACUGUAGGUUAUGUUAUAAUCACUUAAGUCAAUAUAUGCAAAUGCUUUUUCCCUUUUAAUAAACUUAAUAGAGAUUGUGAUACGCCUUUGCUUAUCUUAUAAUGAAUUUCUCUUUGUUUUGCAAGUGAAUUAUUCA